AUGGAUAUCGCCACAUACUACUGGUACGAUUAUAUCCGCCCUCUGCCACUACUUCCCGAAGUUGAAAGUCACCUUCGGGGCACCAUUUACGACCCUUACAUCUUUCGUGUCGUCUGGAAAGGCAUCAUGGGCAAGUUCGAGGACGAGCUCGACUCGUGGCUUUCGUGUCCCGCAGAGCCCUCCGUUCAAUUCCUCCAAACUCACCGGGAGCAAUGGCUAUCUUGGACUUUUGGGCGCUGCAUAGGGUAUUGGAUUAUGGGUCACGUCUCACAAACGGAGGUGAGCACCGAUGAUGAAACGUUGUGUCCAUACCAUUGGGCAACUCCCAUUCACGCUCUGAACUGCUCGGUCGUGUUCCCAAAGGCUUUAGAUCAUCGAUGAACUACCAAACAACCGCUUUUUCCUUCUCUAGGACCGAUGAUCACGCCUGAAUUCAACCAACGAAAGUCUUGAAAUCUAUUGGACUUCUAGGCCGAGGAAGAACACAUACCUCGAGCUCGAGACGUCCGAGUAUUUUCAUGGUGCCAAUUAAACUAUUUUGUGUCGUGCUCUGAGACUUUCUGAUUACCGCCUGCUCUUGUGAAAG
This is a messenger RNA of Suillus subalutaceus, 586 nucleotides long. RefSeq lists its product as uncharacterized. The transcript has a single exon. The record is from RefSeq and is a predicted model, not a curated record. The coding region runs from base 1 to 381 and encodes 126 amino acids. Lineage: Eukaryota; Fungi; Basidiomycota; Agaricomycetes; Boletales; Suillaceae.